AUGAAGACAAAAUCAUCGAAUUCGGACAAACUAAACACUUUGAAUAACCUUCCUAAUGAAUUCACUCUUCUAUCUAACCAUAAAACAAAUCUUCUAACGUUGCUUAAUGAAGAGUUAAAAUAUGCAAAUUUCGAGUUCAACCUUAUUAACUAUCUGUUUUCGUUAAAUUCAUCUCUAGUUGAAAAUGAUGAAACACAAUCAGAUAAUUCAUCGGAUCUCAAUAAUAAAUUCAAUUUAUUGAAGUUUGGAUCACAAGAUUUCUUUGAAACCAAAUAUAAUUUGAAAACUGAACUUGAAGAAUCUCUAAAUUCAAUUAAUAAAUCGCUCAGGAAAAGAAAUGACUACGCUAAAUAUUCAUCUGAAUUUAAACAACUUCAAGAUACAAUGACCAAACUUCAAAAUACAUAUUUUAAUUCUCUUCAACAAAGAGAAUCAAAUAUGAAAUUGCUUCUUAGAUUAAAAAUGUUCAGUUCCAACCGAUUGAAAAUUUUGGAAGAAUCAUUAAAAGAUUAUGAGACAUUGAAAGAAUUUAAACCACUAUAUAAUCAACCUAAUACCAAAUUAGUAUCUCAUCCAAAUUUUAACCAUAAUCUUAAUUCUAAACAUAAAUCUACCCCUAAUCUUCCCAAUUCAAAUGAAAAUGAAUAUAAAGAGUUUAUUAAAGAAUGCAUGAACUAUGAUUUUUCACUUAGUAAAUUCAACAACUCUCAUCCACAUAAAUAUGACUGCUCUAUAACCUUACUUCCAGAAUUUAGAUCUCCAUACUCGUCACAUUUGUUAAACGUCUUCUCAUGGACAUCGUCGUUAGAUCAAUUUAAAGAAUCCGCUAAAAAUCUAUACAAGAAAUAUGGUAAAAGUUAUAUGCCACUAAAUAUCUUUAACAAUCUGGUAUUACAUCUGAUUCAAUCAUUACAUCUUCCGAGUCUUAGCAAAAUCCCAAUUGAACAUAUUUAUGCUGUUUAUAAUGUCAAUUCUAACACACUCUUGGAUUUCAGAACAUUUUCAUUACUUUACUGGGAGAUUCUUCAUUCAUUAAGACGUGCUAUAGAAUUGUAUUAUCAACCUCAAUAUCGUAUUUCCCAUAAUAAAAUGUAUUUAAACAAUUAUGAUGAUCAAUCUCACCAGUUUAUAAACAUUUCAGAUUACUACUCGUUCAUUAAGCGACUCUCACCUGGAAGGUCAUGUAACAAAUACGUUGCAAAGGAAUUGGAAUCUGACGAAUUGAGAGUUGUUGAAAUAUAUUCUAAAACGCCAGACUUCCCUCCUUUUCAUGAAAUUUACUCCGAAAUUGAUAACCUUAAAAGACUGGAUCAUAAAAACCUCGUUAAAUAUCUAUCCGUCUACCAGGACUAUAAUACUGUCUACAUUGUUACAGAGUUCUGUUCUGAGCUAUCAUUGCUGAAUAAGUUGAAUUCACUUGAAAAUACUGAUUUUGUUUAUUCAUUAGCCUUUGUUCACAAUGUGUUUACGCAAGUUGUUGAGGCCCUCGUUUAUUUGCACUGCAACAAUGUAGUCCACAAAACUUUGGCGAUUGAUAAAGUCAUGAUUGAUGAUUCAAGUGAAUUUCCCAGAAUAAAGAUUCGAGACUACGGUCUGACUGAUUCGCUUGAUAAAUACAAACACAGGUCAUUUUUAUCUAAAUUACACCAAGCUCCCGAGGUUGUUGCCGAUAAUUUUACACCAAAAAGUAAUGUUUGGUCUGCGGGAAUAAUUUUAUUAUUUCUAACAACGGGUCAAAUCCCCUUAAAUAAUGUUAAAAAGGAAGUUUUCCUAAACAAUUUGGCAGAAUAUCUAAAAAAUUCUAAACUUUUCAAAAUUUACUGUGAUUUAAAAGAUUUAAUAAAUUAUAUCUUGACAUACGAUGCUAAUUUGAGACCAUCGUCCUUCGACGUUUUAUCACACCACUGGUUUAACUGUACAAACAUCACCAGUAAACAUGCGAACACUACACAUUUAACCAGAAACCUCAAAGCGCUAAUGAAUAUAAAUUCAUAUCUCAAAAUAUCUAGUUUGCUUGAAUCGAGCAAGAUUUUUUAUAUAAAAAAAUUAAAUAAACUAAUGAACACAUUGUUAUUAUCAGCUGAUCCUACUGACAAUAAUUUAUUAACAUAUGGUUAUUUCGUAAAGGCACUAAAAAUGGAAAAUGUGCCAAACACCAUCAUAUCCGAACUAGUUCAUCUAACAUCUAUCAACGCAUCAGAUAAAUGCCAAUUAAAUGAUCUUUUUGAUUCAUUUAAAACCUGGAGGUUCGGAGAAUUGAACAUAUUCUGGUCAAUUUGCAAGAAGUUUAUAAACGAAAAUGAUUGGUCAUUUGAUUCUAAACAAUUUAUAGAACUGUUACAAGAUCAUAAUUCAUCAUUAUUAAUGAAUGAAGAAAUCAAUCGAUUCUGUAGAUCUAUUUCUGUUGAUGGAAAGAUUUUUUGGAACCACUUUGUUCUUUUCUUCUAUUAAUUUAAUUUUAAAUUUCGCCUUGUUUAU
Messenger RNA from Theileria parva strain Muguga, 2478 nucleotides. It is a transcript of the gene CPK1, whose product is annotated as Protein kinase domain protein. Gene Ontology annotation, molecular function: ATP binding; protein serine/threonine kinase activity. Gene Ontology annotation, biological process: protein phosphorylation. Bases 1 to 2451 code for a protein of 816 amino acids. The transcript has 13 exons. NCBI's taxonomy places the organism in Eukaryota, Apicomplexa, Aconoidasida, Piroplasmida, Theileriidae. Gene Ontology annotation, cellular component: cytoplasm. The record is from RefSeq and is a predicted model, not a curated record.